AUGAAUAUAGAGCGAUUGGAAGAAAUAAAGGUUACCGAGUUGAGGAAAUCAAUUGCUCUUUCAGAAGUCCGUGUGAUGAUGGUGAUGCUCAGUGAAGGCGAAAUCACCGGUUUACGCAACAAAAAAUGGAAGGUGAUGAUGGCUGGAUGUGUUACCGUUGGUGGUUUUGAAGAGACUGAGGAGAUAUGUUGUAGCAUGGCUGUUUUUGCAGCCAGUUUGUUUUGUGAUAGCAGUUGGCUUGGCAAUUUUGGGACUGUUUAUGGCCUAGGUGAUAUCUUUCCAUAA
Vicia faba (fava bean) is the source of this 285-nucleotide messenger RNA. Lineage: Eukaryota; Viridiplantae; Streptophyta; Magnoliopsida; Fabales; Fabaceae. The record is from the annotation of a GenBank genome assembly.